GUGUGGCCGUGAUGGCAUUGAGGCCGCAACGGCUGCAACUGCUGCCGUGCGAGUUGAGGCGGAGGCCAAGUGCCGGGAACUGGCGCAGCGGAUUGAAAGCCUUCCUGUUCCUGGUCGCUGGACGCAGGACCUCGAAGCGAAAAUCGACAGUCUGGUGCACGCCUCCCUGAACGACGACUUGCGCUGUUUAGAGAGGCGACUGCUAGCCCAGUUCUCCAACCGGCACUCAGAGGUCCUAGAGGCAGCUCAACAGAUGGCAGCCGAGCUGAAGGCGGAGGUCAACAUGCAGUUGGAGGCCGUUCAGGCUGGCAGGAUCCUUCAGCCAGCUCAUCGUGAGGGCUCGGAAGGUUCUGGCCCGUGUCUUGGUGGCCGCAAAGAGGACUUGGAAAGCCGACUUCGGAUUGCCGAAGCGGAUCUCCGUCGGGCUAUGCGGGAUGUUGACAGCAUGGAGCGUGCAUAUGCUGGGCCCAUACAGCAGCUUGAGCAGCGGAUUGUUUCACUGGAGGCAUGCAAGGCACCAGCGAUGCCAGCGCAGGAGCAGCGAAUCCAUAGGCUGGAGGCAGAUCUGGUGAAGCUGUUCCAGCGGCUUGGCUCGGCAUCUCCGAGUGUUGGAGUCCAGGAUCCAAGUGCGCGACGCGGCAUUACGAUUGAUUCAUCGCGCCCUCACUCCACCCCAAGUGUGCUUGGUGGUGCAGACAGUGACAUGGAGGCAGCGGUUGCGGGGCCAUCGGUGCUGGAGCACACUUUGCGGCCGGCUGACCUGGCAGCAAACAUUGCAGCCGGUGAACCACAAAAACCUGCGAGGGUCGAGACCGAGAAGGCAAAGCCAACUGAGUUGGCGCAGUCGUUGAAAGCGCCUUGCGGUUCGGUGGGCAUGCCGCCAGCGCCUCCUUCACCAACUUCACCUUUGCCAAACAGGCCAGUGGUGCCGUUUCAGCCGCCAAGCCGGCGCCCUUCCCGCCUCGCUGUGCCAGGACCAGGAACGAGACGAAACACAUGUGCAGCGCAAGUGCCGGUCAGAGCCGACAUGCCACCGGCUGCCUCUUCCGGAGACAUACAGGCCUCAAAUGAUGGACCACAAGACGGCGCCAGUCGCGAUCUGUGGGAUCAGCUGCUGGAUCCAGGCCAAAAGACCAUUCUGAAAGGUCAUGCAGAUGGCCAUGAAAGCGCAGAGUCACCCGCAAAGGUAGAGGGUGAAGUUGAGGAAGCUGCAGCGCCGCAUCCCUCGCUUGCGUCCGCAUCGGGUGACCAGGCUGCAAGCAACUCCUCCUCGCCGACCCUUGGUUCAGCAAACCUUUCCGAGAUCUUGCGGUCUACUUCUGCGCUCGCAGAGCAUCUCAGCGGUUCGUCUCAAGGAAGCCAUGGGCACACAACGCCACACGCAGUGGAAGGGGUGGGUCAGGUGGAGGUGACCCGGGAACGAAGCUCCUCAGGCAGUUCAAGCGGAGGUGAGAGACGGCCACAACUGGAUCAACGCCAGGCACUGGAGGCUCUCGUGCGAGACGUGGCGGCAGAGCCUGUCUGCGCAUUCUCCACGAACGUUUCAGAAGCAGAUGAGUUUCGAAGUGAGGAUGAGCUUGACUUGCCGAUGUGA
Symbiodinium pilosum is the source of this 1594-nucleotide messenger RNA. The record is from the annotation of a GenBank genome assembly. NCBI's taxonomy places the organism in Eukaryota, Dinophyceae, Suessiales, Symbiodiniaceae.